This is a messenger RNA of Colletotrichum destructivum, 5598 nucleotides long. Its product is annotated as Putative serine/threonine-protein kinase, active. Gene Ontology annotation, biological process: negative regulation of G2/MI transition of meiotic cell cycle; protein phosphorylation. The coding region runs from base 1157 to 4507 and encodes 1116 amino acids. Gene Ontology annotation, cellular component: cytoplasm; nucleus. The record is from RefSeq and is a predicted model, not a curated record. Lineage: Eukaryota; Fungi; Ascomycota; Sordariomycetes; Glomerellales; Glomerellaceae. The transcript is spliced from 3 exons. Gene Ontology annotation, molecular function: ATP binding; protein tyrosine kinase activity.
GUACGGAUACCUGGGUAGUGUACCUAUCCCGCGCGCCCGCCCACCCACUCGUCGUUGGCUCGCGCAGCGCUGCACUUACACCCGCAUCCGCACCCGCACCCAGCCAUCCACCCACUCUCGCGCACACAACUCGCCAUACACACUCACCGCGCAUCACAUUCCCUUCCCCAACCCCAUUGCGCCGGCCUCUCUCACACCUUCACCCAUCCCAACUUUCCCUCCCCCUUCCGUUUGGUGUGUUGCGUGUAUCUACUGCGCGUGUUUCCAGGUUUUUGGAUCUCUUACCAAUCCGAGUUGCCUCGCACCAAGGGCCUGAUUCGCCACCCGCGCGCAUCAGAUAACCCCGACCACCACCUAAGAGGAAGACCAUCUACCACUCCUUCAUGCGAUGACUUGAAUGAGUCGGCUGUCGAUCACGAAUCGCGACUGAAGGGGAAUGGAGAUGCGAAGCAAGACGCAUACCUGAACGUUCCUGCUUGCCAAAUCCCCCAAGGCCCUAGCGCCAUGCAGUAGAUGCACUUGCGCUCUCGUCCCGUCCCUUCUUUCUCUGCUCUCGCCUCGCUUCGCCCUCCUCUUGUCCGGGCCCUCUCCCUCCUUUUCUCAGCCUUCUUUCCUGCAACAUCGCGCAUCCCGCCCCCCAUCAUCCUCCCAAGAAAGAGGGCGCCCUUCCCCGGCUGACCAGGCCACUUCGCCCCGUCCACGUGCAACCAGUCCUGGAUACCAGGGCUCCCCAAAAACGCCCUUUCGUCGUCUCUAUCGCCAUUUGGGACGGAUACCCUCAAACAUCGACGACACGACCCUGCGCUCCCACGGCCAGCAUCCUUCAGGUCUUCUCUCUGUCGGCCUCCUGCGGAAACACGGAUAGCAUCACGCGCUAUACCCUUCAACCUACGGCAUAUCCCUCCACCGACCACUCUCGGCCACCACCUACCUACGUCCCUACAGUCAAAAGCGAAACAGUAUACGACGACAAAUACCAGCGACAGAUUCUUUGGUAGUAGGACUGCUUCAUUGCUUGCUGGGCCUACACCAAAUCGCAUUGUGUGACUCAGCUCUUUGUAUUUCGACAGCGAACAACAGCAACAGCAACACACUCAAAAGAAGACAAAGCAACCAACCAACCAACCAGUACAGCACGCGAAAGAACACCAUCACCAUGUCGUUCUCCAACAGCAGCGGUGGAACCCUUACUGUUCCCAGCCCCACGCACGCCCACCAUGUCGACGUGCUUGCAUCCUCAGUCAGGAGCCUCCGACGGUCCCUGUCUCGAUCACCAUCAAAGUUUAGCCUGGCGCGUACAGACUCCCCCAGCUCCGAGAGCUCUCACAGCGGAUCCCACACUCCUGUGCAUCAGCAGUCGCCAUGCCGACGAUACACACCAACCCCAACUCCUCCCAGCAGCAGCCACAACAAUAACAACAACACUACCGCUUACGGGGAGUUAUUCCAAAGCCAGACUCCAGCAGGGCUCCCUCCCUCGAUGACCUCGACGACUCCCUUCAGCUCCCCUCCGAGCCUUGCAACACCUUUUCGCCCGAGCGUUCGGCUUUCUCUACGCUCUGCAAAGUCAUCCAAGGUGACGGGCAGUCCUUCGAGGCCGGCUACCCGACUUCGGACAUCGCCCAAAUCCCCCCUCAAACGCGCACUCAACGCUACAACAGAAUCGGGGGUAAAUUCCACUCCUUCCUCAUCUUCAAACUCGGUGGCCUCGGGCCAGGAAAAUAACCAGUCUUCUGCACAACAGAGCCCGCACUCGCGAUCAUCAACUCAGAAAGCAUCUCGCCAUAGCCUACACCUCGACGUAUCCGGCCACGCCCAGCAGACGAAUAUUUUCAAGCACCUAGAGGCUCAGGGUGACCCGCAGGGGGCCCCAGGAUCGGGCGCCCUCAAGCGCAGCGACGCCAUCAUGAACCUGGACCAGGCCUCUCUGGGCAGUCCGGUCGCGAAGCGACGAAGUUUACAUGGUAUCUCGAGUUUUGGCCAAAACACAUCUGAUUUCAACAUCUUCGACAACACUAGCAGCACUCCAGCUAAGACCGGGUUUGAUAUUCACGACGAAGCUAGCCGAGAGCGUGAGUACGAGCUUUUCGGUUCAAGUCCUGCUGCUCGGGAACCCCUCCCCUCGCCAACCCCGCCUCCUCAAAUCCCGAGAAGAACCGGUUCGCUUCGCCGGUCGACGCUCCAGCAGAGACAGCACGAUCGGAGCUCUUGGGGACGAAAGUCUGGUGCGAACCACUUGGCUCAAAUGGGCGGAGAGUUCUCUACUCCCAACGUUAAGAACCGGCCGCGUCUCUCGAUGGAUCAGUUCCUCCCUCCUCAAAUUCCUCGGGACAGCCCCUUCACCUCGAACGGGCCGCUGCCCAACCCUUCUGCUCACCCGGUUGAGCGACAUUCCCAUCAGCCUCACCCUCUGUCCAAGACGCUGGUAACUUCGACGUCCGGCAAUAGCCUCGAAGAGCAGAACAACAGCAUGCCUCCUCCCUACGUUUUUGAGAGACCACGAGCUCCCCUUAACUUUGCCAAGUCGAUGCCUUACGGUUCCUCCCGGCCAUCCUUCAUGCAGGAAGAGGGCGAGAACGUCACCCCUUUCAAGUCUGCCAAGCCUUGGGCGGGAGCCUUCAUGUCGACUGGCCUCGUUUCCAAGGUGAACCGUAAUCCCGAGGAGGACAACAAGCUGACGAUGCCCGACACCCCUUGCAAGAAGCCCACCAACGGCUUCGCGACUUUCCCGCCACCACCUGGCAGUGCAAUCAAGAAGAGCAAUCGGUACUCUUUUGGUGGCAUGCCUUCCACUCCUUUCAAUGCUCCAGGGGCCCCAUCUCGGAGCACAUUCGGCAAUCCCGGAAAGGGCCUGGGCAUCUUCCAGCGGCUCGGAUCACGUCAUGCACGCCGAGGCAGUGUCCUGAGCCUGGAUGAAGAUAAGAAAUUCUCCCUUGACACAAACUUCAAUGUCGGUCUUGGGGUUGAAAAUGAUGCCCCUCCGACUCCUACCAAGCAGGGUCUCACCCCCAGCUUCAGCAACCUGAGCGAACAGAGCAUCGAGAGCCCCAGCGCCAAGAGGACACUUCCACCUCCCAUGUCUGCUGUACGGCCAAUGAUCUCCCGAGAAUCUACUGCAAGUCCAGUGGAACAACGCUCCCCGCGAACUCCUUCGACUCACGUCGUUCUUCCCGAUGCCAGCUGCCUAUCGAUCUCGAAUCCUGCCGAGUCGAAGAGUGCUGCUACCCCGGUCACGCCUUCUGGGCGUGACUCUUUGCAAAGCACCACCACUCAGCUCAUGACUCCUGUCAAUGCUGGUCGUGCCAACUCGGACGCUGACGACUCACUUUACUCUCGUUUUGACAAGGUCGAGAUGGUUGGCAAGGGAGAGUUUUCUUCCGUAUACCGCGUGGUCAAGGCUGGGUACUCUCGCGCCUCGUUUCUUUCCGUUUUUAGUGGAACCCCUACCAAGAAUCCUCGCGAAAGCCCCGAGCCAGACCGCAUUUACGCCGUGAAGAAGGCCCGUCGCCAAUUCACGGGACCCAAGGACCGCUUGUCUAAGCUCAGAGAAGUCCAUGCGCUUCAGGCCCUUACACACGCAGACCACGUUGUUCACUACGUCGACAGCUGGGAGUACAACCAGUACCUUUACAUCCAGACGGAAUACUGCGACGAAGGUACCCUGGACAAAUUUCUCAGCAAUGUCGGUCGUAAAGGCAGACUAGAUGACUUCCGCAUCUGGAAGGUCAUCCACGACGUUGGGUUGGGUCUGCAAAGUAUUCACGAAGCUGGGUUCAUUCAUCUCGACUUAAAGCCGGCGAACAUCCUUAUUACCUUUGAAGGCAUCCUCAAGAUUGGCGAUUUCGGCCUAGCAACGGAGUGGCCUGCUGCCAAAGGCGUCGACGCGGAAGGUGACAGAGAAUACAUCGGCCCUGAAAUCCUACGCGGCGACUUCAACAAGCCCGCAGACAUUUUCUCGCUCGGUUUGAUCAUGAUCGAGAUGGCCGCCAACGUUGUCCUCCCCGAUAACGGGCCUACCUGGGUUGCUCUCCGUUCCGGUGACCUCUCCGAAGUCCCCAGCUUGACCUUCAGCGCCACUACUGCGACCAGCGCUCAUCGGGACGCGGCGGGGGUCCCUACCAUGCAGUCCUUAGAUGACCCAUUGCUCGGCCAAACUAGCGCUCCGGACAUCAGCCUGCAUUCGGGAGCUGCCCCUACUCGGGUGAGCGUGGUCAUGGACGACGAGAGCCCUUUCAUCACGCGCAAGCGCACCGAGCUCAGAUCCCCUCCGGACUUCAUGAGCGAUCCCUUCCACCCUAGUUCUCUUGAUCAAAUCGUCCGAUGGAUGAUUAGCCCCGAGCCGAGCGAGCGACCCACCAUUCAGCAAUUGCUGUCUACGCCCUCGAUGACUUGGGUUGCUCAACGUCGCAGAUCGGCUGCGACUGUCUUCGAAGGUGUCUGGGGACCUAGCGAGUCGACCGCACUCCCUACCUUGGUGGACGAAGACACCGAAAUGAUGGACGUUUGAGUACGUUUCAUAUGCACUUACCUUAGAUGCCGCACCAGUCGGCUUGGAAUCCGCUCACCGCUCAGGAUAUGCACAGUGUGCGUAGAGCUCUCUGAGGCGUUUUAUCUGGAUUGAACGACUCUGGCUGGAUCGCUCAUGAAGUGGAUACGGCGAAAUGGAGUUGGAAUUCUGGAACAUGGCGUUGGGACACGAGCCCGCGUCUCGUGGUCUUUUGCUGGAUUAAGGAUCUCUUUACUGCGGCGGCGUUCGACUUACGAUAUGACGAUGCUACGGUUCAGUCUUGCGAUGAGAUGUGUUCAGCAAGGCCUGUUGCGGAUGUUGUUUUUGUCGUUCCUGAUUGACCGCCUCACGAUGUGUGAAAACGUUCGAUCGUUCGGCUCGGCAAACGACUUUCGACAAAACAAACUCGGCAUACACACACCAAUCAAUCGGCAUUGCUUAGCAAAGCAUCGCCAAAGUUAUUUGUUCGAAGAAAUCAAUUGGAAGUCCGGUGGCUCCGGAGCAUGGCUCAACGACUAGGCCAUUUUCUUUUGUCACAGCUCCAGCCGAACCAGACUUUCAUGUAUAGACUACAUUUGUAUUCUUUUCGAGACGCGACAGUGAGGCCAGAGGCUAGGCAGCACACUCGGCGUCGAGCACGAGAACUAAAAACGGAAAUCAGGGAGAAAAUACUUCAAAGAAGCUCACGAGUCUCGUUUCGGUUUCGUCUCUGAAUUACGGCAUUGUGCAGCAACGACCGCAAGGGGCGUCUCUGACGAUAAUCGGAGGCCACAUGCUGCAUUUCGGACGCCUCGCGCUAUGUAUAUAUGGGUAAUUGUGUCAGUAUCGUCGGGCGAUUAGGAGAGAGGAGGAAAGGAAAAGGGGUUUUGUUUUUGUCGUGAGCCUUGGAGCCCACCCACCGUCCUGGAUGGGGGCGGGGUUUCCCCCCUCCCUUGUAAGGAACACUGCAUGGUAGCCGUAUCACGCGGACUUACCCAAAGAUCAGAUAGAUCAUCUCCUGGCCAGACUGCGCCUGUUCCCUUUGUCACAGGGAGGUUGCAAUUUUUUUUUUUGGCUCAUGAUUCCAUGACGAAAUGCCAUGAUAGUUAUGA